Molecule: messenger RNA, 1420 nt
Organism: Lolium perenne
Lineage: Eukaryota; Viridiplantae; Streptophyta; Magnoliopsida; Poales; Poaceae
Product: transcription factor MYB36-like
Source: RefSeq, a predicted model, not a curated record
UACUAGGAGCAGUAUAUAGCAUAGUACUUUUGUCCUCCCAAGCCGUCAACCCGAGCUCAUCGGUCCCUAUAAAAUGCCCGGUCCUCGCGGCACACUCUCACGGUCUCACCACUCACAAGCCAUCCACCGGCGCCGUCGAUCAACCCAGCACUCACUGCUGCUGCGUCGGCCACAGCGGUGCACGCUACAUGCGAUCGAGCUAGCUGGUAAGCUAGAGGUGAACCGAAGGAGCGAAGGAGAUCGAUCGAGAGGUCAAGCUCGCUCCGGGUGAACUGAAGAUGGGGCGGGCGCCGUGCUGCGACAAGGCGAGCGUGAAGAAGGGGCCGUGGGCGGCGGAGGAGGACGCCGUGCUCAGGGCCUACAUCGCCGCGCACGGUACCGGCGAAAACUGGAUCGCGCUCCCUCGCAAGAUCGGCCUGAACAGGUGCGGCAAGAGCUGCCGGCUGCGGUGGCUCAACUACCUCCGGCCCAACAUCCGGCACGGCGGAUUCACCGACGACGAGGACCGGCUCAUAUGCAGCCUCUACGCCAGCAUCGGGAGCAGGUGGUCGACCAUCGCCGCGCAGCUGCCGGGGAGGACGGACAACGACGUCAAGAACUACUGGAACACCAAGCUCAAGCGGCGAUUGCUCGGUGGCGGCCGCCGGGGGAUCAGGUACGCGCUGCCGCAGCCACGCCUCAUCCUCGCCAGCCCGGCCGGCUACGGCGCCGCGUCGUCAUCGGCGCUCGAGAGGAUGCAGCUAAGCGUGCAGCGGCGCCACGGCAUCCCACAGGAAUCUAACCCCGGCUCGUUCACCUUCUACGGCAACCUCGCCGCACCACCGUGGCCGGCCCAGCAAUCUCUUCUUUCUCCUGCUGCCACCAGCUAUGCAGGGAUCGGUACAGCUAGGUUCUGGUCGCAUAUCCAAACCAGUCCCUACACGGGCCGCGUUAGCGUGGAAGACCAGGGAGCCGUCUGGGGCAGCGGCAGCACCACACCGCUCUCCACGAGCACCACCGGCGAGGCGGCAGCGGGCAUCGACAGCUCGAGCUCCACACCGACGGCGAGCUCCGUGACCUUUGGCGGCGACAUGGAGGAUGAGCUCGACAUGCUGCUCCGGCAGAUCAGCGGCUUCGAGGAGGGCAACAGCCAACUGGUCGGCGGCGGAGCGGCAGCGGGCGGCAGCGCUGGUUCUUGGAGCUCCUGUUCUACUCCCGGAGUAGACUCGGUGCUCCAGGAGUAUGUACAACAAGGGUUCGGGCAGUAGUACUUAAAUUUAUGAUGAUAAUCGUAGGCAUUUCAGAUCAGAAUAUGAUCAGGAUACUUUUUUUUUGCGAAAAUAUGAUCAGGAUACUUGAGAGGUACUAUGUGAAUAUGUAUUGCUAGUUCAGUAGCUUCUUUUUCUGAAGACUUGGCUUGGGAUGAGUGUAUCGUCAAAUG